Messenger RNA from Populus euphratica (Euphrates poplar), 6113 nucleotides. Its product is annotated as myosin heavy chain, cardiac muscle isoform. Lineage: Eukaryota; Viridiplantae; Streptophyta; Magnoliopsida; Malpighiales; Salicaceae. The record is from RefSeq and is a predicted model, not a curated record. Gene Ontology annotation, molecular function: actin filament binding. The coding region runs from base 263 to 5623 and encodes 1786 amino acids. Gene Ontology annotation, cellular component: plasma membrane. The transcript has 5 exons.
GUGUUCUUUCGAUCAGGUUUGUCAUAAAUAGAGAGCAGUUGCUCUUUCGUAUACUGAAUACUUUCUGGACUUGAAAGCUCUAGUGAUCAGGUACAAGGAGUGAAAUACAAAGCUCAGUAUUGAGAAUCAGUGCUGGUUUGACUGGUUGUUGGUCGUAUUUAUAUCUGGUUUUGGACUGGAUCAUCACUUACUGCUUCAAGGAUUGAAUUUUGUCGUGUCUGCGAUCGGAAUUUGAAAGGGGUAGUGUUUAUUGGAUUGAAUUAUGGCUGCCAGGUCGCAAGCAGAUUCUAAACGAAAGUAUUCAUGGUGGUGGGACAGCCACAUCAGCCCAAAAAACUCAAAAUGGCUUCAAGAGAAUCUUACAGGUAUGGAUUUCAAAGUCAAACAAAUGAUCAAACUCCUUGAAGAAGACGCAGAUUCCUUUGCAAGGAGGGCAGAGAUGUACUAUAAGAAACGCCCGGAGCUUAUGAAAUUAGUUGAAGAGUUUUAUAGAGCAUAUCGUGCAUUGGCUGAAAGAUAUGAUCAUGCCACCGGGGCCCUUCGCCAGGCACAUCGAACAAUGGCAGAAGCAUUCCCCAACCAAGUCCCCCUUAUGCUUGGCGAUGAUUCUCCUGCAGGUUCUGCUACUGAUGGUGAUCCCCGUACACCUGAUAUGCCAUCAAUACGUGCACCUUUUGACCCUGAUGAGCUGCAAAAGGAUGCUUUGGGUGUCUCACCAUCUCAUAGGAAUGGAGCUUUUACUGAAGAAUCAGAUUCUGUUCCUGGAAGAAAGGGUUUGAAACAGCUCAAUGAUCUUUUUGGGUCUGGAGAUGGGGUGAACAAUGCUAAAUUUGCAGAAGGGAGGGCAAGAAAAGGCCUCAGUUUCCAUGAUCCAGAGGAGAAAGAGCAAAGUGUGCGGAAUGACAGUAUCCAUGAUCUCAAGGCUCGAAUCCCAUCUCAGUCUGAACGAGUGAGUCAAGCCGAGCUAGAAAUUUUAACUUUAAAGAAUGCGCUCGCUAAACUAGAAGCUGAAAAAGAAGCUGACCUGCUUCGGUAUGAGAAUAGUUUGGAAAGAUUGUCUAAUCUGGAGUCAGAAGUCUCUCGUGCAACAGAGGAUUCCAGGGGACUUAAUGAACGAGCCAGCAAAUCUGAAGCUGAAGUUCUAACUUUGAAGGAAGCCCUUGCCGCGUUAGAGGCUGAAAAGAAAUCUAGCUUUCUUCAAUAUCAGCAUUGUUUGGAAAAAAUAUCUAAUCUGGAGAACAGCAUAUCUCAUGUCCAACAGGAUGCAGGAGAACAAAACAAGCGAGCUGGCAAGGCUGAAAUUGAAGCUCAAUCCCUUAAGCAAGACCUGGCUAGAUUAGAAGCUGAAAAAAAUGUUGUGCUGGUUCAGUACAAACAAUGUUUGGAGAAGAUAUCUGAUCUAGAAGACCAAUUACUGAAUGCACAGGAAGAUGCCAGGAGGUUCAGUGAGCGUGCAGGUGAUGCUGAAAGGGAAAUUGAAACCUUGAAGCAAGCUUUGACCAAGCUAACUGAAGAGAAGGAAGCUGCUGUCACUCAGUACCAGCAGUGCUUAGCAACUAUCGUCAGCCUGGAGCAUAAAAUUACUUGUUUUGAGGAGGAAGCUCGAAGGCUUAACUCAGAGAUAGAUGAUGGGGCUGUGAAGCUAAAGGAUGCUGAAGAGAGGUGUAUUCUGUUGGUAAAAUCAAAUCAGACCAUGCAGUCUGAGUUAGAGUCAUUGGUGCAGAAAGUGGCAGCUCAAAGCGAAGAAGUUACGGAGAAGAAGAAGGAGUUGGGGAGACUUUGGACUUGUGUACAAGAAGAGCGAUUAAGAUUCAUGGAGGCCGAAACUGCUUUUCAAACUCUACAGCAUCUGCACUCUCAAUCUCAGGAAGAACUAAGAUCUAUGGCGGCUCAGCUUCAGAACAGGGCUCAAAUUUUGGACGAACUGGAAGCCCGUAAUCAGAGUUUAAAAGAUGAAGUGGAGCAUGUCAAGGUGGAGAACAAGAGCCUAAGUGAAGUCAACUUAUCUUCAGCUCUGACUAUACAGAAUCUGCAAGAUGAGAUUUCAAGCUUAAGGGAGACCAUAACAAAACUUGAAGCAGAGGUUGAGCUUCGAGUGGACCAAAGAAAUGCCCUUCAGCAAGAAAUUUACUGUCUGAAGGAGGAGUUAAAUGACCUUAACCGGAAGCAUCAGGCAAUCAUGGGGCAGGUGGAAUCAGUUGGUUUCAGCCCAGAGUCCUUUGGGUUGUCUGUAAAGGAUUUGCAAGAUGCCAACAUAAAGCUAAAGGAGGUUUGUGAGCAAGACAGAAGUGAAAAGGUAGCUCUUUUGGAAAAGUUGGAGAUCAUGGACAAACUUAUUGAAAAAAAUGCUCUCCUGGAGAAUUCUUUAUCAGAUUUGAAUGUUGAGCUAGAAGGGGUUAGAGUCAAGGUAAAGGAACUGGAAGAAUCCUGUCAAUCUCUUUUGGGAGAGAAAUCCAUUCUUGUUUCUGAGAAGGCUUUGCUGGCCUCUGAGUUGCAAUUUGUGACUGAUAAUUUGGAGAAACUUACAGAGAAGAACAGCAUUCUGGAGAAUUUCCUCAUUGCUGCAAAUGCUGAACUUGAGGGGCUGAGAGUAAAAUCAAAGAGCUUAGAAGAUUUAUGCCUGCUGCAUGAGAAUGAGAAGUCUGACCUGGCCUCUAUGAAAGGAAGUUUAACUUCUCAGUUGGACAUCACUGAGAAAAGCCUGAAGGAUUUGGAGAAAAAUUAUAAAGAAUUAGAAGAGAAAUAUUCCCUUCUGGAGAAAGAGAGAGAAUCCACACUUCAUGAAGUAGAAGAAUUACAGGUUUCUUUAGAUGCCAAAAAGCAAGAACAUGCUAAUCUAGCCAAGUUGAGUGAGUCCCAAUUGGCUGGUAUGGCAUCACAGAUCUGCUUUCUACAAGAAGAAGGUCAGUGCAGAAAGAAAGAAUAUGAAGAGGAGCUGGACAAAGCUGUGAAUGCGGAGAUUGAGAUCUUUAUCUUGCAGAAAAGUGCACAAGAUCUGGAAGAAAAUAAUUUUUCUCUCUUGCUUGAGCAUCAGAAGCUCCUGGAGGCAUCUAAACUUUCAGAGGAACAGAUCUCUGAUCUGAAACAUGAAAAUUGUGAACAACAAGUAGAGUUGAAAUGCAUCUCUGAUCAAAUUAAAAAUCUGAGAAUGGGACUUUAUCAGGUGUUGAAGGUUCUUGAACUUGAUGCAAGCCAGUGUGAAAAUAAAACGGAGCAAGACCAAAAACUUGUGAACCGUUUACUCAACAAACUUCAAGAAACACAAGAGUUUCUCUUCAAGAUGCAAGAUGAAAAUCAGCAGGUGGUCAUCGAGAACUCUGUUCUUGUUACACUGCUUGGGCAACUGCAACUAGAGGUGGAAAAUCUUGUGAUGACUAAAAAUAUCCUUGAUCAGGAGCUGACGACCAGGUCUGAGCAGUUCUUGGUUUUGAAGAAUGAGAGCCAAAAGCUUUCAGGGAUAAAUGAAGUGAUGAAAUUGAAGUUAAUAGAGGGAGACCACAAAGAGGAGGCUUUGAAGGUUGAACUAAGCAAUCUUCACGGGCAGCUGUCAGACUUGCAAGGUGCUCACCAGAGCCUACAGGAAUUGAACUGCAAGGUUCUUGAUGAGCAGAGGUCCUUGAUGAAAUCAUUUUCUGACCUGCUGAUGGAGAAAUGUAAACUAGAAGAGGAAAACUGCUGCAUUCUUUAUGAAACUGUAUCUCAAAGUACCCUUUCUCUAAUUUUCAGGGAUAUCAUCUGUGAAAAAUCUGUGGAAACAAAAAGCCUUGGUGAAAAUCUAGAUAAACUGUAUCAUGACAACAAUGGUCUCAAUGAGAAGGUGAAGAUAUUGGAGAAGGAGUUAGAUAAGCUCAGUUCCUUAGAGGAUGAGAAGAGAGAGUUAUGUGAAAUGGUGGAGGAUCUUAAGUGCAAGUAUGAUGAGGUCGGGAUGAUGCAAUCAGAUCAAGAAAUGCAGAUCAUCAAACUAUCUGGAGAUUAUGAUCAGAAAAGCAAGGAGGCUGAAAAGUUUUGUGAAGUAAAUCAGAAAUUGGAGUCUGAAAUGAGGAAAUUGCAUGAAGAAUUUCAAGAAGUUAAAGGCAGGGAGGAAAAUUUGAGUAAUGAACUGGUAAAGGGAAGAAAUGAGAUUGAAUUACUAGAGUCUCAGGCUGUUGCAUUGUUCGGUGAACUGCAGAUAUCUGCUGUGCGAGAAGCCUUGUUUGAAGGAAGGAUUCAUGAACUCCUUGAAUUAUGUGAGAGACUUGAAGAUGGAAAUUGCUCAAAACAUGUGGAGAUCAACCAGCUGAAAGAAAGAGUUAGUACUUUGGAAGGCGGAAAUGCAGACCUCAAAGCUCUGAUGGCUGCAUAUUUUCCAGCUUUCCUGUCUUUGAGGGAUUGUGUAACAUCACUGGAGAAGCACACUGUUUCAGAUGUGACAUUUAAUGAGGUUGACAACAAGGAACCAAAGGAUGCUGCAAUGGUGGUGCAUGCCGAAAGCUGUCAACAAAUGAGUGAAGGACAGAGUAGCGUGGUACCACGUGGAACUUUGGACUUCCAGGAAUUGCAAAUGAGGGUUAUAGCUAUUGAGAAGGCAGUCAUUGAGAAGGAGAGACUUGUUAUGGUGGAAAACUUGAGUUCUCAUUCCAAACUCGAUGCUGCAAUGAGGCAGAUUGAGGAGUUGAAAUCUGGAAGCAGCUUGCAUCUAGCAGGUAUUGAAACAAGGAAGUAUGCCAAGCCAAAUCCAGAGCAUGAGGAACUGAGGGCCGUGCUCAGUGAUGAUCUCAGGCAGCAGAAACAAACACAUGAAAUCUCCGAGGAUGGGAGUGAAGUGAUGACAAAAGACAUAAUGCUUGAUCAGAUAUCUGAAUGUUCAUCUUAUAGAAUAAGCAGAAGAGAAACUAUGGAGGCUGAUUAUCAGAUGCUUGAAAUAUGGGAAACUGCUGACCGGAAUGACAGCAAUGACCUGACUGUUGGAAAAACUCAGAAGGUGAUUGCUUCACAGGCGGAGAAAAAACACACCAGGCAGCAUCCCUCCACAGAAUCAAUGAUUGAGAAGGAGGUGGGUGUGGACAAAUUAGAGAUCUCAAAGACAUUAUCGGGGUCUUGUCAAGAAGGAAAUAAGAGGAAAAUUCUAGAAAGACUUGAUUCUGAUGCUCAAAAGUUGACAAAUCUUCAAAUAACAGUUCAAGAUUUGAAGAGUAAGGUGGAGAUUACAGAGAAGAGCAAAAAGGGAAAGGGUAUUGAAUAUGAUAAUGUGAAGGAGCAGCUGGAAGAAUCCGAGGAGGCCAUCAUGGAGUUGUUAGAAGUCAAUCACAAAUUAGUGAAGACUGUUGAAGACGAGCCAUUGUACUUUGAUGAGAAGUCCGCACUAAUUCCAGAUGAGAGUGGCAGUGUCAGGAGAGGAAAAAUUUUAGAGCAGGCAAGAAGAGGAUCAGAGAACAUUGGGCGUUUGCAGUUGGAGGUGCAGAAAUUGCAGUUCCUUUUGCUGAAACUCGACAGCGAAAACAGAAGUAGAGGAAAAACAAAAAUCACAGAGCGAAAAACAAGAGUUUUACUGCGGGACUAUCUGUAUGGUGGAACAAGAACUAGCCAGAAGCAAAAGAAAGGGCGCUUUUGUUCAUGCGUGCAACCUCCAACUAAAGGAGAUUGAGGCCUCCACAUAAACUCACUCGCCGAGGAUUCUUCGACUGCCCAUUGACUGCAAGAACGACCUCACUGCAAUCAACCUUGCAGCCUCAAGCCCGGCAUUGAAAGUGGACAUGGAAGCUGAGAUUCCAUCACUGCUUCAGGAGUCAUGAGCCGUGGAGGAAGAGGAUAGCCUAUCCCCAUCGACAACAUACUCUCUGGUUUCCGCUCCUUGAGAUAAAAAUGCUUGAACUUCCAUGCAAACAUUCUCCAUUCUGACAGAGUUUGAAAACUCCAGAGCACUUUAAUAGUCUUGGCACUGUCAAGCCACCAGGCCACCCUUUCACAAUAUCUAAAAAUCUCAUUUCAUGCACAACAAUACCCUGAAAUGACGUGCUAUAAUUUCUCUCUCGGCCAUACCAUUCAUCCGAGGUUUCCACUGCCGGAAGGAUCGUGAUGACAUGCGCUGCAUCAAUUGCUCCACAACAAUUAAGAAAGCCCAACAAAGUAUCGAA